UAUAAAUACGAGCUCUGUUCUGAAAUAUACUCAGACAUAUAUUUCAGUAUUACUUCAGAGUUUUCUUAACGUGGCAGUAUUCUUACCGGAUUAUAGUUCGAAAAUACACGUCUCAAAUCUUUUUUGUGAUAUUCUGUUAUACGACAUGACUUUCACUUUGACGGAAUAGCUUUACGGUCCUUACUUCAAAAAAAAAAAAAAAAAACAAACGAAAAUUUGAAAUUUUAGUUUUUUAAACACAUUUUGGUUAAAUCAUGUACAAAUAUCUUUAGGAAGGUAAAUUUUAUGUGAAACUUUGGAAGCAUUAAAAUGAUAGCAGGCCUCCGGAUCGUGAACACGGCGUCCAAGCCAAUACAGAUAAAAAGAAAUAUUGCUGGAUGUAUUAAGAAAAGAUGCUGUACCCUGCAAAUCCGUUGUCGGUCAUUAAGCAGCGAUGCAAAUAAAAAUAGCGAAUGCCAAGGUCGUGCUGCUGAAACAAACAAAAAGCUUCCAAAACAAUUUAAAUUCAUGUCUGUUGGACAUAUUUUGCUGGAUCACACGGCGCGACUGCCCAACAGUGAAAUUGGAAUACUGAAAAAGUUUAACGCUGUAGAAAAUACCAAAGGUAUCCUCGACAUGAAGUCUUUGCGAGAAUUAAAAAAGGAAGCUUGCAAGAGGGUGAAAUGCGUGGAGAGUCCUGGUGGCUCAGCGCUCAAUACGGUGCGACUGCUAACACAGUUGGGCAACAAUUCGCUAUUUAUUGGUCUAGUGGGCGACGAUGAAGCUGGAAAGAAAUUACGCAAAUACUUCAAAGAGCACAACAUUGAUGUGCGUCUAUUCACACACAAAGAAUUGCCGACCGGCGAAUGUUUAUCGAUCAUAAAUAAGGAUACUCACACUGAAACCCUUUACGCGAACAUUGGCGCCUCGGAAAGCAUCAGUGUGGAGCUUAUGCAGCAAGCCGAGAAAGAGGUACAGUUCCUGCGCCCGACCGAACGCAAGCAACUUAUAUAUGUGGAGGGCUUCAUCACACCGGGACGUAGAAAGUUGUGCGAGUAUAUGAUUAAAAACUAUGUGAGCGGUCGUCGUUGGUUGGCACUAAAUUUGAGUGCCGAAUUUAUUGUGCGCGAAAACUUCGAUGAUGUCAUGACAUACGCAUGCGCCGCAUACUUCAUCUUCGGCAAUGGCAAUGAAUUUUGUGCACUUGCCAAUAGAAUGGGUUUCGGCAACGAUUCGGAGAAGGCGAUCAGAAAACUAUUUGAUCAUCAUUGCGGUCCUCGCAUUCUGAUUAUUACAAAUGAUAAGAACAGCGUACUACUUGUAAGCAAUGUUGAGUAUGGAUCGGCUAAACCGGGUAAAAUAUUUUAUCGCGAAUGUAAGGUAGAUACUAUUCAUAAUGUUGUCGAUACGACUGGUGCGGGUGAUUCAUUCGUAGCCGGUUUUUUACAUGCCUUCCUGAAUAACUACAAACUUAAGGAUUGUGUUGCCGUGGGAUCUGCGGUGGCGGCCAAAGUGAUCACUACCAUCGGUUGCGAUCUGCCGCAAGAUUUCAACGUUAACGAAUUGACUGAUAAAAUGACAAAAAUGAAAUGAAGAUCGCGCCCGUGAUUUAAUAUAGAAUUUAUACGCUUUACUUAAAUAGAUGUACCGUUUUUGAAAGAUUUAAAGAAGUUGCUAUAAAAAUUAUUCAGAGCUCACGACGAGCUACGCUCAGUCAUUGCCAGCAGAAUAAAGUUUUGUUCGUGGAAUUAUUGUCUUCUUCAUGUAAA
Messenger RNA from Bactrocera oleae (olive fruit fly), 1748 nucleotides. Lineage: Eukaryota; Metazoa; Arthropoda; Insecta; Diptera; Tephritidae. The record is from RefSeq and is a predicted model, not a curated record.